Lathyrus oleraceus (garden pea) is the source of this 1669-nucleotide messenger RNA. Its product is annotated as beta-amyrin 28-monooxygenase. Lineage: Eukaryota; Viridiplantae; Streptophyta; Magnoliopsida; Fabales; Fabaceae. Bases 64 to 1500 code for a protein of 478 amino acids. Gene Ontology annotation, molecular function: heme binding; monooxygenase activity; oxidoreductase activity, acting on paired donors, with incorporation or reduction of molecular oxygen. The transcript is spliced from 4 exons. Gene Ontology annotation, biological process: sterol metabolic process. The record is from RefSeq and is a predicted model, not a curated record.
CACUUCAAAUCAAAACCAUACUUUAAGAAAAAAUAGAAAGAGAGAAAAACAAAAUUUAUAUAUAUGGAGAAGUUUUAUCUCUCUCUUGUCCUCUUGUUUGUCUCUCUUGUAACUCUCUCCCUCUUUAUUCUUUUUUAUAGGCAUGCAUCCCCGUUCACCGCCCCUAACCUUCCACCGGGAAGAAUAGGGUAUCCUGUGAUCGGAGAAAGCCUAGCCUACAUAUCUUCAGGACAAAAAGGACAUCCAGAAACAUUCAUGUUCGAACGCAUAACCAAAACCUCUUCUCAGAUUUUCAAAACAUUACUCUUUUUACAACCUACAAUUAUGUUUUGUGGAUCCGAAUGUAACAAAUUCCUUUUUUCUAACGAAAAUAAACUUUUGAAGGCGUGGUGGCCGGAAACUGUCAACAUGGUAUUCCCAUCUUCACUUGAUUCGAAUUCGAAUUCAGAAUCUAUGAAGAUGAGACGCAUGCUUCCUCAGUUUCUAGGAGCUAAAAUUCUUCAAUGUUAUGUUGGUGUUAUGGAUACCAUUGCCCAAACACACUUUGCUUCUCAUUGGGAGAACAAGUCACAAGUCACCGUAUCACCCUUAGCCAAGAGGUAUACCUUUUGGUUAGCUUGUCGCUUGCUCAUGAGCAUAGAUGAUCCAAACAAAGUAUCAAAACUGGAGAAACCAUUUGAUAUGAUUGGAAAAGGAGUUCUUUCAAUGCCAAUUAACUUUCCAGGAACACUAUUCAACAAAGCAAUAAAAGCAUCCAUUUUCAUUAGGGAGGAGUUAUUGAAGAUCAUCAAGGAGAGAAAAGUGGAAUUAGGUGAUGGAAAAGCUUCACCAACCCAAGACAUAUUGUCUCACAUGUUGUUGGCACAUGAUGAGGAUGGACAAUAUCUUAGUGAACAUAGUAUUGCUGACAAGAUUCUAGGUUUGUUGAUUGGUGCUUAUGAUACUGCUAGUUCUACAUGUACUUUCAUUGUCAAAUUCUUAGCUGAGCUCCCUCAUGUUUAUCAACAAGUCUAUCAAGAGCAAAUGGAAAUUGUGAAAUCCAAAAGUCCGGGAGAGAAGUUAAAUAAGCAUGAUAUUGAGAAGAUGAAAUAUUCUUGGAAGGUAGCUUGUGAAGUAAUGAGACUUGUCCCUCCACUUCAAGGAGCUUUUAGAGAAGUGACUACUGAUUUUAUUUUUAAUGGAUUCUCAAUACCAAAAGGAUGGAAGUUGCAUUGGAGUGCAUAUUCAACACAUCUGGACCCAAAGUAUUUUAUGGAACCAGAGAAAUUUGACCCACAUAGAUUUGAUGGAAAUGGACCAGCUCCAUACACAUAUGUUCCAUUUGGAGGUGGACCAAGGAUGUGUCCGGGAAAAGAGUAUGCAAGAAUGGAAAUACUUGUUUUCAUGCAUAAUUUAGUGAAGAGGUUCAAAUGGAAAAUGUUGAUUCCUAAUGAGAAGACUGUGGUUAAUCCUCUUCCAUUUCCUGCAAAAGGCCUUCCAGUUCAACUUUAUCCUCAUUGAUUGAUGUAUCAAUAAUAGUGUGAGAAGCCAGUACUCUAUUUUAUGUAUUAAUCCUUGUAAUCUUAGGUUUGGUGUGUAUAUGGGAAUUUAAAAUAAAAUCAUAUUGUAAACUUGUUGUAUGUAAAACAAUUUACACGUAUUUAUGGAACUUUUUAUAUUAGUUUGUUUU